Alligator sinensis (Chinese alligator) is the source of this 1209-nucleotide messenger RNA. It is a transcript of the gene MRPS2, whose product is annotated as mitochondrial ribosomal protein S2. The transcript has 4 exons. Lineage: Eukaryota; Metazoa; Chordata; Crocodylia; Alligatoridae. The record is from RefSeq and is a predicted model, not a curated record. Gene Ontology annotation, cellular component: mitochondrial small ribosomal subunit; ribosome. Gene Ontology annotation, biological process: translation. The coding region runs from base 74 to 898 and encodes 274 amino acids. Gene Ontology annotation, molecular function: structural constituent of ribosome.
CCCGGGCUCCGCGGCCGCGGGAGGAAGCGGCAGGCAGCGCCGCGGAGCCCGGCCCCUUCCCCCGGGCUGCAGCAUGGCUGGACAGCAGCUGCUGCGAGCCGUCAUACCAAGGCUCAGCUGCGUUGGCUUGCUGGAAAGAGUUUCUCCCAGAGCCGCCCUGCUCAGCACUCGACUUUGUGGAACUGUUCCUGUCCCGGCAGAGACCCAGCAGGAGGACCCCAGUGUAAUUAAUGAGAAGCUGAUAACUGGACCCCUCAAGCAGCCAGACUAUUUCAAUGUCAAAGAGCUCUUCUCCCUGAAUGAUCUCUUUCAGGCCAGAGUGCAUUUGGGACACAAGAAAGGGUGCCGUCACAGGUUUAUGGAGCCAUAUAUCUAUGGCUGCCGUCUUGACCAGGACAUUAUUGACUUGGAUCAGACCAUGGACCACCUCGAGCUGGCGCUCAACUUCACAGCCCACAUCGCCUACCGCAACGGGAUCAUUCUCUUUGUCUGCCGCAACCGCCAGUUUGGACACAUGGUGGAGCUCGUGGCCAAGGACUGCGGGGAGUAUGCCCACACCCGCUACUGGCAGGGUGGUCUGCUGACCAACUCCCACAUCAUUUAUGGAGGCAGCGUCCGUCUGCCUGACCUCCUCAUCUUCCUCAGCACCCUAAGCAACGUCUUUGAGCCCCACGUGGCUAUUCGGGACGCUGCCAAGAUGAAUAUCCCAACCGUGGGGGUGGUGGAUACGAACUGCAACCCCUCCCUUAUCACGUACCCUAUCCCAGGGAACGAUGACAGCCCAUCGGCUAUGGAGCUCUACUGCAAGCUCUUCAAGAUGACCAUCACCCGGGCAAAGCGCAAGAGGAAGCAGAUGGAGGCUUUGUAUAAACUGCAAAACCAAGCAAGCAGCAAUUAGACCCAUCUUGGGUGCUUAAUGGCCUACUUGCAAAUCCGUGAGCUCACCCAUGCACUGAUAAGCAGCAGGUUGUUGCCUCUGCUCAUUCUCUGUGCCAGCAGUGUGUAUAAGGCAAAUUGUUGUGAACAGUGAGUUUAUUAGCAUAAAUUUCAAUGAGAGAUCAAAUGUACCCUGAGAGAGCCCCCUGGCCUGCUGCUGAGAGAGAUCCAGUGUAGGGGGCAGUCCCUGCUCUGAAAAGUUGCCUAUGAGUAUACUUGGCUGUCGUCUUCUCCCCUUGCUCCCCUGCAAAUAAAGCUCACUUACACUAAUAA